Populus euphratica (Euphrates poplar) is the source of this 727-nucleotide messenger RNA. RefSeq lists its product as uncharacterized. Bases 19 to 558 code for a protein of 179 amino acids. The record is from RefSeq and is a predicted model, not a curated record. Gene Ontology annotation, molecular function: metal ion binding. NCBI's taxonomy places the organism in Eukaryota, Viridiplantae, Streptophyta, Magnoliopsida, Malpighiales, Salicaceae. The transcript is spliced from 3 exons.
AAAGCAUACACAAAAACCAUGGUAGAAACGAAAGUCACGACGAUGGUGAUUAAGGUGGUUGACCUCGGAUGCGAAAAAUGCCACAAGAAAAUCAAGAGAGUACUGUGUGAUAUCCCUCAAAUCCAGAACCAGACAUAUGACACGAAGAAAAACACAGUGACAAUCACUGUGGUGGGUUGCUGUCCUGAAAAGAUCAAGAAAAAAAUAUACUGCAAAGGAGGUCGAACUGUGAAGUGCGUUGAGAUUCUGAAGGAAAAACCAGAACCAAAACAAGAAAAAAAAAAAGAACCAGAACCAGAAAAAAAGAAAGAACCAGAACCAGAAAAAAAGAAAGAACCAGAACCAUGCACAUGUUGUGAAAAAUGCCGCCAAGGCCCAUGUUGUCAUCACUUUUGUAUACCAACAGUACCUCCAUAUUGUCCUGUACCUUGUAGAAGGGCGGUGUGUGAUAUAUGGGAAGACGGUUGUUGUAGUUGCCGAAGUAGGGGUUACUAUCUGUGUAGAAGUGCAUAUGUUUGUGAAGAAUACUAUCCCUCGGCGCCAUGCACAAUCAUGUAAAGGGAAAGUUCAGAAGACCGAUGAUUUGACUCAACGUCCAACAUCAACCAUUGGAUUCAAAUCCAGUGGUCAUGAUGGACCUUUGUACUGUUGUUGUAUUUAUAUCAUCCGUUUUGUGAUGCUGCUGUUGUUUUGAUCUCAUCCAGAUGAUGCACGCCUUAAUUUGUUA